Messenger RNA from Anoplopoma fimbria (sablefish), 3368 nucleotides. RefSeq names its product MAPK associated protein 1 (gene mapkap1). Gene Ontology annotation, molecular function: phosphatidylinositol-4,5-bisphosphate binding. The transcript is spliced from 12 exons. The record is from RefSeq and is a predicted model, not a curated record. Lineage: Eukaryota; Metazoa; Chordata; Actinopteri; Perciformes; Anoplopomatidae. Gene Ontology annotation, biological process: TORC2 signaling. Bases 374 to 1963 code for a protein of 529 amino acids. Gene Ontology annotation, cellular component: cytoplasm; plasma membrane; TORC2 complex.
UUCGCUCCUGCUCGCCUGAGCCCAGCAGAUUGCAUUGGGUUGCAGUUGUGUUAUGAUUUUGCUAUAGUGUCUAAUUUGCAAUGGAAAGAGUUAUUGUCACUACUGGGAGUAUGCAUGGGUAAUGGGGCAAUUUGGACAUUUCCUUAUCGGAUGUGACUUCUAAAGGUACUGGCAUCUUUCCUGCUUCGGAGCGGAGGGAAUAAUCAGGAGAUGGAAAAGAUGACCGCUCUCCACUUCUCAUCGGCCACCUCUUUAAGACUCUCCGAGAGAGACUGAAAGGAGAGAGUAAGGGAUCCUCUGUAAUACAGGCAAGAGGGGACAGAGACAAAGAGCAAACACCCAAAGCUAUCAGCCACUUUACGAAGCAGAGGAAAUGGCUUUCUUGGACAACCCAGCCAUCAUCCUGGCCCACAUCAGACAGUCUCAUGUGACCAGUGAUGACACAGGAAUGUGUGAGAUGGUACUAAUAGACCAGGAUGUGGAUCUGGAGAAGUGCCAGCUGGCUUUCGUGCCCGGCAGCAGCUGUGGGUCAACGGGGUCAGGCUCCCUGAUCGUGGGGGGCGGCAGCGUGACGGACAAUCAUGCCUGCGACCUCUCCCAGUCCAUGGACAUCACCUCCAGCUGGGACUUCGGCAUCCGUCGGCGCUCCAACACAGCACAAAGACUCGAAAGGUUAAGGAAAGAACGGCAGAACCAAAUCAAAUGUAAAAAUGUUCAAUGGAAAGAGAGGUCAAACUCCCAAUCAGUGGAGGAUCUGGGGUCCCUGUUUGAGAAACGGGACUUUAAGGACAGGCCGCGUACAACGGGUACCAAAUCCACCCUUUCACUGCGGCUGGAGCAGUGUCCCCAGCAGCUCAACAACCCCUUCAAUGAAUACUCCAAAUUUGAUGGCAAGGGCCACAUCGGCACAACGGCUACAAAAAAGAUAGACGUCUACCUCUCGAUGCAGCUGGCUCAGGAGAAAGUGCACCCGAUGACGGUGGUGACCAUCGCCAACGCACGCGUCCACGACCUCAUUGGCCUCAUUUGUUGGCAGUACACAAGCGAGGGACGAGAGCCUAAACUGAACGAGAAUGUGACCGCCUACUGCCUUCACAUCGCAGAGGACGACGGCGAGGUGGACACGGACUUCCCCCCACUGGACUCCAACGAGCCGAUCCACAAGUUUGGUUUCAGCACUCUGGCCUUGGUGGAGAAAUACUCCUCGCCUGGUCUCGCUUCCAGACAGUCACUGUUUGUCAGAAUAAAUGCUGCGCACGGUUUCUCUUUAAUCCCCGUGGACAGCCUGAAGGUGACCAUGAAGGAUAUUCUCCAGAAAGCACUGAAGAAGAGGAAAGGCUCACAGAAAGGCUCAGGGCCCAUGUAUCGACUGGAGAAGCAGACGGAGCCCAACGUCUCAGUGGACCUGGACUCGACACUGGAGAGCCAGAGCACCCUGGAGUUCUGCCUGGUCAGAGAAAACAGCUCCAGGGGCGAGGAAAGUUCAGAGGAAGACCCCCCUAUAGACAUCACCACGGUCCAAGACAUGUUGAGCAGCCACCACUAUAAGUCCUUCAAGAUCAGUAUGAUUCACAAGCUGCGCUUCACCACCGAUGUCCAGCUAGGCAUUUCGGGAGAGAAGGUGGAGAUCGAUCCCGUCACCAAUCAGAAGGCCAGCACCAAGUUCUGGAUUCGACAGAAACCCAUCUCCAUCGACUCGGACCACCUCUGUGCCUGCGACCUCGUAGAGGAGAGAAGCCCCAGUCAUGCAAUAUUUAAGCUCACGUAUCUCAGCAACCACGACUACAAGCCGCUUUACUUCGAGUCUGAUGCUGCUACUGUCAACGAAAUAGUGCUAAAGGUGAACUAUAUCCUGGAGUCCCGAGCCAGCACCUCUCGGGCUGAUUACUUUGCCCAGAAGCAGCGGAAACUGAGCCGGCGGGCCAGCUUCAGUUUCCAGAGGGAGAAGAAAUCUGGCCAGUAGACAGACUGAAAGCUGCUCAGCCACCUGUCUGUCUGCACGUGCAGGGACAGAUGCGUUGACGGGGGUCGGACAGUCUCAUACACGGACAGCGUUCGACUGAACAGAAGAGGAGACUGACCGGAAAGUCAAGCCGGAGGAGACGGGCAGAAAAAGGACCAGGAAGACGUGUCUCUUAUGGAGCAGGUGGAAGGUGGAAGCCUCUGACACGCCAUGGUGCAAACAGAGCCCACGACCAAAAACAAACAAAUGACUCUUCUUUGAGGAACUGUGGGACAGAGUUUGGGCUGCCAUGUCACCUUCAGUUCACGUUCAUUCACUGCCGAUGAAUAUUAGCUCUGUCCUCCAGGAUGGAUUUGUACAAGUUCAACAAACAAAACAAAGCUACAUGCUAAUCUUUGUUUCUGUUUUCCAUCUUGAACACAUUUAACAACACUGAAUGAAAACCCUGUACAUUUAUAUGUACUGUACAUAGAAAAUUGACAUUCAAGAAAUGAAAUAAUGAUGUAGUAGAAAUAAAAUAGCCCAGUCUGAAAUAUUAAAAACAGGUCAAUACCCUUCUGCCUUGAAUCAAGAUAGAAAAAUCCUGAAAGUGCUAAAUAGGAAAUUGGGAGCAUUUCUAUUGCCUCUUAAUGGCUCUCAACAUGGCGACGGCUGAGCCGCCGGCUCGCAGCUAACGGUGCUAACGGUGCUAAGAGCGCUAACAGUGCAAAUAAGGGCUCACAGAGCUACCAGUGUUUACCUGAGGGGGCUCAGGAGGGUGGGCGCUACGCUUCUGCGAAGAAGCCGUCGGUUGGGGGCGGAGUUAUCAGCUGUAACCGCCUUAUGAGAGCAGUGCAGAGCAGCGACCGUGAGCUUACCAUUGGGGCAGUCUCACAUGCACUAAAAGUGCAAGUGAGCAUGCAAACAACGCAAGGAGAAGCUCUGAUAAGAACACACAAAGAAGAAAAGCGACUUCAUUCUCUGCUCAGGUAGACAUUACUAUCUUUACAUAUCAUAUAAUUGAUAAUUGUUUGCUGCUAGGUCAAUGCUCUUAUCGAAUUUAGCACCGUUAACAGUGUCUACACUCAGUUUAUUAGGUUCAUCUUUUGUCCCAUUGUACAACAUUAUACUGACAGGCGUCUUCACUCAAUGAUAUGACUGGCAUGGGCAAAAUAAUAGAAACCCCUCCCCCUCUACAACUCAAAACGGCUUAACAGCCCCAAAAACUACAGCCUCCAAAAUGACCUUUGAUCAGAUUGCAUUAGUUUUAGCUAGGUGGACCUAAAAACCAACAGCUGAGGGUAUUAACGGGGCUCAGUGUGAUUUGGAAGGGUGUGACCAUGGUACAGUUGUAUGAUAUUUAAUAAAUAUAUGCAUAAGCAGCUGAAGGAAACAGUUAGUGUGAGCUUUUUUUUUUUUUUUUUUU